Molecule: messenger RNA, 7035 nt
Organism: Cheilinus undulatus (humphead wrasse)
Lineage: Eukaryota; Metazoa; Chordata; Actinopteri; Labriformes; Labridae
Gene: atrn
Product: attractin
Exons: 29
Coding region: 198-4316 (1372 amino acids)
Cellular component (GO): Golgi apparatus
Molecular function (GO): protein binding
Source: RefSeq, a predicted model, not a curated record
CGCUGGGAAACGGAACCACUGGAAAGAUGUAAACCAAGUCACCAGCGAAGACCAGCCUACGAGAAGACACCAAACGUUCCUCCAGGGACAGCGUACCUUUGGGCCGGGUAACGGAACCACACUAACGGCUAGCUCUCUGGGUCUCUGUCCCCGAAGCAGCGGAGCUACUGCCUCCAGCAGCCAUCUUUUGUGAGAGAAUGUACGGGGCGACACGGCGGGCCUGCUCGGGCUCUGGCCGGGGCCGGAGCCUCUUGAUGCUGACAACCGCGCUGCUGCUCUCGGUUAUCGGGCUGCUGUCCGGGCUGCCCGGCUUCACCGAGGCGAAGGAGUGCGACAAACCGUGUAUGAACGGGCAAUGCAACCCCGCUACUGGCAACUGUGUGUGCUUUCCCGGCUGGGUUGGGGACCAAUGCCAGCACUGCGGAGGGCGAUUCAGGUUGACGGGGCCCUCUGGUUUUCUGACUGAUGGUCCAGGAAACUACAAGUACAAGACAAAGUGCACCUGGCUGAUCGAGGGACAGCCAAACACAAUACUCCGAUUACGGUUCAACCACUUUGCCACUGAGUGCAGCUGGGACCAUCUUUAUGUGUACGACGGAGACUCCAUCUACGCCCCGCUGCUUGCUGCUUUUAGUGGUUUGAUUGUUCCAGAGCGCUAUGGGAAUGAGACGGUUCCUGAGGUGGUGUCUCAGUCCGGCUACGCCCUGCUGCACUUUUUCAGUGAUGCUGCAUACAACCUGACUGGUUUCAACAUCUCCUACAGAGUGAAUACAUGUCCCAACAACUGCUCCGGCCGUGGCGAGUGUCGUGUGAGGAACACCACCGGUGCCGUGUACUGCGAGUGUGAAGCCAACUGGAAAGGGGAAGCCUGCGAUGUCCCCUCCUGCCUGGGUAACUGCGGCUUCCCUGAAAGAGGUCGCUGUCAGGGCAAGACCUGCGUCUGCAAGACUGGAUGGCAAGGUCCAGACUGCUCUGUCUCAGUGCCUGCCAAUUCCUCCUUCUGGACACGGGAGGAGUACACGGAGGCCGGGCUGGCCAGGGCUUCCCACAAGGCCGUGGUGGACCAGGGCAUCAUGUGGGUCAUCGGAGGCUACGUCUUCAACUCCUCCGACUAUCACAUGGUCAAAGCGUAUAACCUCAGCAGGAAAAGCUGGCUGACCUUGGACCCUUCUGUCAACACAGUCACACCACGAUACGGCCACUCGCUUGCACUACAUGAGGGGAAGAUUUACAUGUACGGAGGAAAGAUUGACUCCACAGGGAACGUGUCCAGCCAGCUUUGGGUUUUCCACAUCCAGAACCAGACGUGGGUCCUCCUGAGCCCCCGAUCCAAGGACCAGUAUGCCGUGGUGGGUCAUUCAGCCCACAUUGUUCCUCCCCUCCAGGAGGGGGACAGUCCCGUCAUGUUGGUCCUGUUUGGACACUGUCCUCUGUAUGGCUACAUCAGCCUGGUGCAGGAGUACAACAUUGUUAAAAACUCAUGGAGCCUGGUGAGCACGGAGGGUGCACUAGUCCAGGGCGGCUACGGCCACAGUAGCGUGUUCGACCCCGGCACCAGAGCCAUCUACAUCCACGGAGGCUACAAGGCCUUCAGCGCCAACAAGUAUGGCCUGGCUGGAGACCUGUACAAGUUCGACGUGGACAAGAGGAAAUGGACCAUUUUAAGAGACAGCGGCUUCUUCCGGUACCUCCACACCGCGGAGAUCGUGAGCGGGAUGAUGCUGGUGUUCGGGGGAAACACGCACAACGACACAUCCAUGAGCCACGGCGCCAAAUGCUUCUCCUCCGACUUCCUGGCCUACAGUCUAGCGUGUGAUGAGUGGACCGUGCUGCCUCGACCGGACCUCUACCAUGACGUCAAUCGCUUCGGGCACUCGACGGUCUUCAGUGACAGUGUGAUGUACGUGUUUGGCGGCUUCAACAGCAUGCUGCUCAGUGACGUCCUCAUGUAUAACUCGCCCAGCUGCUCGGCCUUCUCCAGCCCGGCAUCCUGCAGCCAGGCCUGGCCGGGGAUCCACUGCGUCUGGAACAGCACCCAGGGGUCCUGCCUGCCCUGGGAGAGCAACGCAAACGGGACUGAACAGCAGAUACCGGCGUCCUGUAACACACGAUCAUAUGCCGAUAACGAGAGGUGCGACCAGUACACAGACUGCUAUAGCUGCACAGCGAACACCAACGGCUGCCAGUGGUGCACGGGCCAGUGUGUCUCUCUGGGAAGCAACUGCACGUCUGCCACGGGAGCCAUAGGGGAGUAUGAGGCAUGCCCCAAGGACAACCCAUCAUACGUGUGCAACAAGAAAACCAGCUGCAAGAGCUGCGCGGUGGACCAGAACUGUCAGUGGGAACCCAGAAACCAGGAGUGCAUCUCACUGCCAGAAAACGUGUGCGGUGAAAGCUGGCAUCUGGUCGGUAACUCCUGCCUGAAGUUCAUCACAGCAAAAGACUCAUAUGACAACGCCAAGCUGGCCUGCAGGAGCCACAACGCCGUCCUGGCCUCACUGACCACGCAGAAGAAGGUCGACUUUGUCCUGAAGGAGCUGCAGAUUAUGAGCGUCGUGUACAAGGCCACAGUGACACCCUGGGUUGGACUUAGGAAGAUCAACGUGUCGUACUGGUGCUGGGAGGACAUGUCGCCCUUCACCAACACCACCCUGCAGUGGCUGCCUGGCGAGCCAAGCGACGCCGGAUUCUGCGGAUACCUGGCCGAGCCUGCGUCCAGCGGACUGAAAGCACAAACCUGCAUCAACCCAGUGAACGGCAGCCUCUGUGAACGACCAGCCAACCACAGCGCCAAGCAGUGCCGGACGCCGUGCGCCAUGAGAGCCACUUGCAGCGAGUGCACCAGCAGCAGCUCCGAGUGCAUGUGGUGCAGCAACAUGAAGCAGUGCGUCGACUCCAACGCCUACGUGGCGUCCUUCCCCUUCGGACAGUGUAUGGAGUGGUACACCAUGAACAUUUGUCCACCGGAGAACUGCUCCGGUUACAGAACAUGCGGCACGUGUCUGGACCAGCCGGGCUGCGGCUGGUGCACUGACCCCAGCAACACGGGCAAAGGUCAGUGCAUCGAGGGCUCGUAUCGGGGGCCCUUCCAGACCUCGGUCCCGGCCCCGUCCACCCUCCCUGGCCUGCCAGCGAGCCCCCAGCCUGCCCUCAACGCCAGCAUGUGCCCCGGAGAGGCCAAAUAUAACUGGUCAUUUAUCCACUGUCCAGCGUGUCAGUGUAACGGUCACAGCCAGUGUGUCAACGAGAGCGUAUGUGAGAAGUGCGAGGACCUGACGACGGGCCGGCACUGCGAGAGCUGCAUCUCUGGCUUCUACGGAGAUCCGACCAACGGGGGCAGCUGCCAGCCCUGCAAGUGUAACGGCCACGCAAGCAUGUGCAACCCCAACAACGGAAAGUGUUUCUGCACCACCAAGGGCAUCAAAGGAGAUCGCUGCCACCUGUGCGAAGUGGAGAACCGCUACCAAGGCAACCCCCUCAAAGGAACAUGCUACUACACGCUCCUCAUCGACUACCAGUUCACCUUCAGUCUGUCGCAGGAGGACGACCGCUACUACACCGCCAUCAACUUCGUGGCCACACCUGAGGAGCCAAACCGGGAUCUAGACAUGUUCAUAAAUGCCUCGAAGAACUUCAACCUGAACAUAACCUGGGCUACGAGCUUCACAGCGGGCACACAGACCGGGGAGGAGAUUCCCAUCGUCUCUCGGAGCAACAUCAAGGAGUUCAAAGACAGCUUCUCCAACGAGAACUUUGACUUCCGCAACAGCCCGAACAUCACAUUCUUCGUCUACGUCAGCAACUUCACAUGGCCCAUAAAGAUUCAAAUUGCCUUCUCGCAGCACAGUAACUUCAUGGAUCUGGUGCAGUUCUUCGUCACGUUCUUCAGCUGCUUCCUGUCUCUGCUCCUGGUGGCCGCCGUGGUUUGGAAGAUCAAACAGAGCUGCUGGGCGUCACGGCGACGAGAGCAACUACUGAGGGAGAUGCAGCAGAUGGCAAGCCGGCCUUUCGCCACCAUCAACGUCGCCUUGGAGACGGAUGAAGAGCCACCUGACCUGAUCGGCGGAAACGUCAAGUCUGUCCCAAAGCCCAUCGCCCUCGAGCCCUGCUUUGGCAACAAAGCGGCCGUACUCUCCAUCUUUGUGCGGCUACCCAGGGGCACCGGCGGCAUCCCUCCUCCAGGACAGUCUGGUCUGGCGGUGGCCAGCGCGCUGGUGGACGUCUCUCAGCAGAUGUGCGUGGGCUACAAAGAGAAGUCCGGAGGUCUGAGGAACCGCAAACAGCAGCCCACCGCACAGCCAUCCACCUGUAUCUGACCACAUCCGCUCAAUGUCCUCCUCUACCAUCAACACCCAACGCUCUCCCAUCAGCCCCCCGCCUUGGCCCCCUCCCUCAGAGACUUCCGCCAGCUCCGCUCUGGCAGGGGGGGAGGUGCAUGCUGGGACGAGAACAUUUCAGAGAGGGGCCGAGUCGUUCUGCAGACUGGAGCCUUGGGGGAGCUUCCCCUCCCUCUCCUCCUAUGGGAAGCUGUGGGUCCCUAAGAAACUGAUGGACAGAUACUGGACAAAAAGAGGGGGAGCAGAGGAGGGAGGGAGGGAGGGACAGAGCGGGUGCUGACUUCACCCUUCCCCCUCGAAAGAAAACAUUUUACAUUUGUCGACACCGCCUCGUUAGAGUCGAGGCGGCCACGGCUUGCUGCUAGAAGAGAUCCUUGUCUCGUAGUUUUUGAGAAAUCCUGAGACUUUGCAACCCCGAUAUAUUCUCAUUUCACUUAAGUUAUUGUUCUUUGUUUUUUAUUGUUUUAUUUUGAAGGCAAGAACAAACUGGACAUGUUCAGCUGCAAAUUUACACACAAAACACUCACAUAACACUUCCAAAAACUCAACUUUCCAGGCUCUUGUACCUAUUUGUCGCCCGUUGUCACCUGCUGUCAUGUUCACAGCUCUGCACUGAGGGCGGGUGUCAGAGGAGUCCUGUACAGUUUGGCCUCCGAGCAAGCUAACAGCAUGUUCAGUCUUCCUUUAAUGAGGAUCCACUGUAGGAGGCCGGCCAGGCAGCCAGCGCCCAUCCUAAGAGUCUGUGACAUUUCUAAUCGUGUCUUGUGCCGCUGUCUUCUCCGUGGCCCGUCUCAAGCUUUGUCUCUCUCUCUCUCUUUCUGUGGCUGCCAAGCUAGCUAGGCUGCGUGUUUGAGUACAAAACAAGACCACAGGAAAAGAUCCUACUUGGCUGGCUGUGGCAUAAGCCAGCGAUGAUUGAAUCUUUUCCAGAUAAUUACUCCUCCCAUAGCUCUGCACUUACAGGUGCUCACUCAUCAAUGGGCUUCUCACACAUGUUGGAAAACCCUCUGGUGUAUGAUCGUCCCUUUGGCAGCUCUGCUCCCAUUCCGUCAUGUGAAACAGGCUCCCUAGAGAUCGUCUGGCUCUGAUUGGCUGAUGUGAUCAGACUGAUCUGUGUAGGGGGCAACAGUUUAGAUUGUUGUCUGAAGAAUCUAUAGCAUCUAAUUGUAGCUCCCUGCUCCUGAAUGCAUCGCCUCUGCUACCCUUUUCAGCGGCAGGAGCCCUCUUGCUCUCCUCCUGCUGUUCGAUUGGCUGUCGUUCCACGCCCCUGAGUUAUCUACGGCAGCCUAGUCAGUCCAUAAAACAGUGUAGUUUGUGAUCAUAUUGAUGCAGCUGCUUGAAAUAACAUCUCACUUUUACCAGACUAAAUAAGCACAGACUUACCUAACCAGAGCGAGCAGCAAUAAUGCAUGAGAAUAUUCUUAUUUGAAUUAUUUAAAUGGGCUUUUUUUAUUUGGCAGCAUAUUCAAAUUCUUGGGUUAAAGCAAGAAAAUAACCACUCUGUCAUCUAAAAAUGCCUCUUUACGUCUAGAGAUAUCUGUCUUUGCUUUUCCUGCUUUUUCUAUGGUAUUUAUCAUUAUUGUUCAGCUGUUUUAAAGGAAAAAUGCUUCUUUUAAAAAUAAGGAAAAAUCCACAAGUCUUUUGAAUCAUCUUGUAAACAUCUAAGGUUCUUUCUGAGAGCUCUAAAGUGCAAAAGACUUUAAUUUUGAAUCACUGCAUCUCUUUAUUAACCAGGAAAAUCAGAGGAAAUAGGCAGAAAACGGCAGGUUUCAGAAUUUCAGCAGCACCAGGCUAAUAUACAUUUGAAAGGUGUGCAGUUUCGGUGCACUAACAUUCUUACAAGUGUGUCUUUUAAUUGAAUUGGCACAAAAAAGUUGGUUAAAACAGGAACAUUCAUCCCUUUUUCUCCUUUCCUCUUUGGCAUGCUACAUUUCACUCUCAUUUCACAUUUCACUCUCUUUGCAUAAGGCAGCUCUCAGAGGAUCCCUUCCCAUUUCUGCUUUUCUUCUUCCUCUGCAGCCUCUACCUAAAAUUUCUGGUCUGUUCUAAAGAAAAAAAUAACUUUAUUUUAUUAACCUGGGGUUACAAGAUACCAAAAAUGACAAGAACAGGCUAGAAAACAGAAGGAAUGUAAGCAGCAACAGUGCACAAAUGUGAGGUAAAUGUCCUGUAAUGCAUAUUGUACAAUUCUUUUUAAAAAAAAUCAAAAGGAUCUGUCUGCAGACCUUUAUGGUGGGGCGUUUUAGGCUCAUAAGUAGCAGACCUCUACAAUGGGGUGACCUUGACCGUGGUGCAGGAAAUGACAUACGACAUGACAAUGACAUAUAUUUUCAGGGGUUAGUGCUGUUGCCUCACAGCAGGAAGGUCCCUGGUUGGCUUCCUGCUUAGGGCCUUUCUGUGUUUGCAUGUUCUCCCUGUGCAUGCCUGGUUCUCUCCCCAGUCUUCCUCCCACCACCAAAAAUAUGCUCAUUAGGUUAAUUGGUGUUUCUAAAUUGCCUGUUGGUGUGAGUGUGAGCAUGCCCGGUUGUUUGCCCUGUAAUGGACUGGUGACCAGUCCAGGGUGUACCCCACCUCUUGCCCAAUGACAGCAGUGAUUGGCUCCAGCCUCUGUGACCCCUAACGAUAUAAGUGGUAUAGAAGAUGUAUGGAUGGAUUUACAGAGGGGGAUAAAUUUUACUUUAACACACCACAAACUAGG